GUUUUGUCCCAGACUUGUGGAUUGAUUGGCAAAAUUCUGAGCCAACUUUGUUCUUUGAAGACUAUGCAAACUGAUGCAAGACAAGCACUCGAGACAGAAGAAAACAUUUCUAUCAAUCCAAAAAUAUUAGAGUUAUUUCCUGGUGCUUCUGAGAAGCAAGUCCUUGAGAGAGCUUUUCGAGUCAGACAGGAGGCUAUUGAAAAGGAAAUAAGCUUUCGUUGUAUUGAAGGCUUGAUAUUUCUUCGUGAAGGAUUGUAUAGCAACACGUUCUUUGAAGAGGCAUUUCGUAAGGAGAAUAUGAAGAAUCUUAGAGUAUUGGAAAUCGGAACAGGCUUUGGUCUUUCUCUUCGCUGUCUUGCCAAAGAAGGUAUAUCUGUGGAAAACAUAUAUGGCGUUGAUAUAUCAGAAAUUUUUUUGGAACUUGGAUUUCAUUUUAUGGAUGACAAAGCCAAGUUUGGAGAUAGAUUUCGUGUCAUGGAUGCCCUUGAGGAGAACUUUGUAGAAGAAAUAGAAGCUUGGGCUGGAACAGACCGUCCUUUUGAUGUUAUUGUUGCAAACUUAGUUCUCCAUAUUUUACCAGGAAAUAAUGAAAAAUUUGUUCAGCAUGUCUCUCGUCUCUUGCGUCCUGGUGGAGCUUUUCUCGGGCAAACAUUUGGAGUAGAAGAUUACUUUGAAGAGGCAUAUGAAUUUGGAAUCCAACGCAAAGCUGUGAUGCACAGUCCAGUGUCCCUUUCAUCCCUAUUCAACCGACACGGAUUAGAUCCCGUUCAUGUCGAUACAAAAGGAAGAGAAAUAGAUAAAGACGAUUUCAAAUGGAUAGAAGCAACAUUUGGUGUGGAUAUGCGUCCAGGAAAACCAAAGUCUUUGAUGUCCUUUAUAGGUUUUCGUCGUUGAUUCGUUUUGUGUUCGCUGAAAAUAAAACUUUUCUCAUUGGA
This is a messenger RNA of Galdieria sulphuraria, 935 nucleotides long. RefSeq lists its product as uncharacterized. The transcript is spliced from 2 exons. The coding region runs from base 64 to 894 and encodes 276 amino acids. NCBI's taxonomy places the organism in Eukaryota, Rhodophyta, Bangiophyceae, Galdieriales, Galdieriaceae. The record is from RefSeq and is a predicted model, not a curated record.